AUGGCGAGGGGAGCAUGGGUAAGUGCUUCUUAAAUAGUGGUGGCUAUUGGGGAAUCUGAUCUUGGACUCGAAGAAGAGGAAGGAACCAGGACGCACUUAAGAGAUCUGUUCUCAAAUAUCAGGUUGAUCAUGAACUCUUUACAUUUGAGCCGUGGCGGGUUUCCUCUUCGUGGCGUCAACGCGACGCCUCUCGACUUCAACCAGCAGGUGGCAGAACAGUACAGCGUGUACUCGGCGGCCAGUCCCGCUGUCCACACGCUGAAUGUGGCGGAGAGGCUGGCAGAGCUGAUUCUGGAGGCUCGGUACGGAAGCCAUCAGAAGCAGCGGCGCAGUCGUACGGCCUUCUCCGUCUCACAGCUGCAGGCUCUGGAAAAGGCUUUCCAGCAGACUCAGUACCCUGACGUGGGAAUGAGAGAGAGGCUUGCUGUGUGCAUCAACCUGCCCGAGGCCCGGAUCCAGGUGUGGUUUAAGAAUAGGAGGGCAAAAUUUCGUAAAGGUCAGAAAUGCCCACCACCAGUCUCCAGAGAGCAAAGCCUGGAUGAGGUAACGCAGACCAGCCAGGAAAAGCAAUCAACAGAGGACAAAAGGGACACCCCCACAUCCCGAUCUGGGAGCAGCAAGCCUCCUCCUUGCUGUCCUGUGCCUCAACUGAUGGAUAAAAAAAGGGAUCUUCUCGCUUCCCAUACUGACUCUGAAAUCCCCCGAUGUCACCUGCAACCAAACAAACCACUUCCUCAAUUCCACAUCAUGCCUGAGGAGUUCUACAAUGAUCCUCUUUGUCGACCCGUUCUGGGACUGCUGCCACCUGCGCUUGCUGUUCCACCUCUCUUCUGGCCAAUCAUCCAGACCCAUGGCUCAGCUGAUAGGGACUCUUCCAUGACACUUCAUCAGAGACUCUUCCCUUCAGAUGACAUUCAUCCAAUGAAACAUCAUAACCUGGGAUUCAAACUCACUAACUACUGAUCAUUUCUCCACUGUAGCAACAGAGAAUUUAGCAGUGCCUUUUCAUUUUAAUAUUUCAGAGCUUCGAUUAAGUAGAUGACUGCUAAUAUUCUUGUGUAAGCAUCUACAGCAAACUACACAUUUUGGCUUCAUUUCAUGGAGCACAGCAUCUUUAAAAUGUAGAAUAAAGU
Molecule: messenger RNA, 1133 nt
Organism: Synchiropus splendidus (mandarinfish)
Lineage: Eukaryota; Metazoa; Chordata; Actinopteri; Syngnathiformes; Callionymidae
Gene: dmbx2
Exons: 4
Coding region: 130-963 (277 amino acids)
Biological process (GO): regulation of transcription by RNA polymerase II
Molecular function (GO): DNA-binding transcription factor activity, RNA polymerase II-specific; RNA polymerase II transcription regulatory region sequence-specific DNA binding
Source: RefSeq, a predicted model, not a curated record